Messenger RNA from Pelobates fuscus (common spadefoot toad), 589 nucleotides. RefSeq names its product B-cell scaffold protein with ankyrin repeats-like. Gene Ontology annotation, biological process: B cell activation; negative regulation of B cell activation; negative regulation of phosphatidylinositol 3-kinase/protein kinase B signal transduction. NCBI's taxonomy places the organism in Eukaryota, Metazoa, Chordata, Amphibia, Anura, Pelobatidae. Gene Ontology annotation, molecular function: protein tyrosine kinase binding; signaling receptor binding. The record is from RefSeq and is a predicted model, not a curated record. The transcript is spliced from 2 exons. Bases 92 to 577 code for a protein of 161 amino acids.
CAACACACAAUAUACGAACAUAUUAACAACUUUCCUGCCCAAAGUGUAUAUUUCUGGAGCCCUGGUGAAUGCACAUUGGUGUAAAGGGACAAUGGAGCUUACAGGAUACACAAAAGAUCUUGUGAUACUUUAUGAAGACAAUGGGAAUGAAUGGGCCAUGUAUAUGAAAGAUUUACUUACAUUAAAUGUACAGUCCAUUGGCCUCAUACUUCACAAUCUGAACUCAGAUUCUGAUGAGAUGCUUGAAGCUCUUACUUUUGCUAGCCAUCAAUGCAAAUUAGUGGUGCUAACAAAUGUUCUUCUGACAUCCUUAACUGAAAAGCAAAUUACACUUUUAACUCAGAUCCUACAACCCUCAUAUCACGUGGUGAUUCUGCUUUGUGGAGUGCCAAGCUUGGAUGGAUUUUAUGAAAUGUUUCCUUUAACCAGAGGCUCUAAUAUCUUUUUUACUGACCAAGAUCCUGAGCAUUAUCUCACAGUUGUGUCUGGAAUUCUGAGUGACGGUAUUUUUGUUUUUUAUUCAUAUACAUUCCCUCUAGCUCACUUGUCGCCAUUGUAUAUCACUAUCAAAAUUUGAAGAUUCCAAACA